AAAUCACAGUGACCUUGGGACCAUAAAGGCAAAGUGCAGGUUUUUCUGACUAUAAAAAUCCUCACAGAAAUCCAAUGAGCUUCAGUUUUCAUUUGAAGACCUUACCAGAAGACACACAGAGACUCCAGGUCUCCUCACUAACUUUUCUAAGAUGGCGUCUCUUAUGAUGUACCUGAAGCGACCAAUCUGCAUCUACAUAUAUGCAUAUCUGUGGCUGGCAACCCUUGCUGUGGCAAAUGCAGAGGAAAUGUUACAACCCAAACCCGAUGGGACUGGGACUUUAUUUAAAGAAACUACAAGACUUCAUGUCUUCACUCCCAGAAGAACUGCGAGGACUCCAGCCCUGUCAUCAGUGACAUUCAAAGUGACAGCCCUCGGAAGACCUCUGUUUCCCGGAACGUUGUAUGACUGCCGCAGGGAUUCCUUCAUUCCAGGUGUUACUCUGUGGUAUAAGAAAUCACUGAGUGAAGAUUUGGACAGCCGUCCACAGCCCAGAACAGAUGUGAUGUUCAGUAGCUCUGACUCUCUCUCAAGUAAAUUCAAUCUCCUGGGUGUAAGUGGUUCUCUGAAGACCAGUUUCUUGGGGGGGCUUGUGGACGUGGGAGGAUCUGGCAAGUACCUGCUUGACACCAAAUCCUCUAACCAACAGUCCAGAGUUACAAUGUAUUACAGUGAAACCACAAGAUAUGAACAGCUCACAAUGAGUCAUCUGGGCCAGAUCACCUACCCUCAGGUGUUUGAGCAGAAAACUGCAACUCAUGUGGUCGUUGCUGUGCUGUACGGAGCUCAGGCAUUCAUGGUGUUUGAUCGGAAAUUUUCAGAAGAGGAAAACAAGCAGGAGAUUGAGGAAGAACUGAAUGCCAUGGUUAAAAAAAUCCCUGAUUUUUCUAGUGAGGCAAAUACAGCUUUAAAAAUUACUGAUGCUGAAAAGAAAAUGGCAGAGAAGAUCACCUGUACAUUUCACGGUGACGUCCACCUUAAGCAGAACCCCACCUCAUACAUGGAGGCCUUGAGUUUGUACAAGACGCUCCCCACUCUAAUAAAGGAGAAUCCACACAAUGAAGUUCCCAUAAAAGUCUGGCUUUAUCCUCUUCAUCUUUUUAAUACAACAGCAGCUCAGGUAGAGAGAGAAAUCAGUACAAGUGUGGCUCAUGAAACCGAAGCUAUAAUCGAGGAGCUGGGAGAGGCAGAGAGGACAUACAAUGAGCUGUCAGGAAACACACUGGUUAAUAGUUUCAAAGACAUCAAAGAGAGGCUGCGCUCAUUUCAGGACUCAUUUAGAAUUUACAAGUCAAUGCUACUGAAAAAACUUGAGAGAGUCUUGCCUGCUAUUCGAGGAGGAGAGAUGGAGGAGAAGUCACUGGAAGACAUCCUGAAGAUCCACAGGAGCUCCCCAUUCAGGGCUGAGAUGCUUAAUCAGUGGUUAAAUGAUGCAAAGUCUGAACUUCAAACCUUGAGUUCUGUCACCAAGUCACUGGAUGGAAUCAAAAUUGAAGACCCAGACAACAUCCCUCUUAAGCAUGAUUUUGUUGGAGUGAUUUGCUUUACCUUCACAUCUUUGAACUAUAAAGACCCAUAUCUUUCAGCCUUAAAGGAGUUCGUGAAAACGGACAAAUUUAAAGAGCUAGAAGGGGAACCCAACACGGUUUCUGUGGCAUCUAUCAGAAAGUGGUUUAAUGAUUCUGAUCUUAUUGAAAAGAUGAGAUUUAACAUUAAUCUCUUCAAAGGUUUGAUAGAGCCGUAUAAGAGAAAUAAUGUCCUCUCUGUAAUUUCUGCCAUCUCAGAUCCCUCCAAUCCAGGCUCCUCCAUCUAUACGUAUUUAAAUGGGAAACUGCAAGAGAAACGGUUACAGUAUACUUUCAGGGUGCUUUCAGGAUUGGAGAAACCUAAUUAAAAGUAAGCAAAGAUACAUUAAUUGAUUCAUAGACAACCAUUAAUUGUCCUUUUCAUUAUUAAAGCACCUCAAUUUCCUUAGUAACCCUAGUCAUUGGUGAGGCAUUUAAAAAAUAUUGUUGGAAUGUUUAUCAAAGUGAGUUCACAAUCUCUGUCCCAAUAUGUUUAAAAGAUCCCACCUGCUUAAACUCACUUUUAAAUAACAAAGGCUUAAAAGGCACAUGUGCAUUGUCAGCGCCACAACACAGUUCCUUGAUUUUACUAAUAUUAAGCUCCAAGGUGCUGUCCUCUGUCCAGGCUGUGAGAAAAUGAACAUGGAUAAAGUAAUGUCCAUCAAAAAUUAGAGAUGAGUCCAGUAUUUAAAAAUCACAUUUUUUCUUGCAAUCGUUUACCAGCCCAUGUCUUGUUUGGUCUUGUAGAAAAUUUUUAAUCCAUAAAAACAGGGGUUGAUGUACCUCCACCAGCUGCCUCACAAGUGUGUUUGUGUUCACCAAGGAAAUGUCUGUAAAUAAAAUCACUAAAAUUCUAAAAGA
Messenger RNA from Megalobrama amblycephala (Wuchang bream), 2426 nucleotides. Its product is annotated as stonustoxin subunit alpha-like. The coding region runs from base 152 to 1894 and encodes 580 amino acids. The record is from RefSeq and is a predicted model, not a curated record. NCBI's taxonomy places the organism in Eukaryota, Metazoa, Chordata, Actinopteri, Cypriniformes, Xenocyprididae. The transcript is spliced from 5 exons.